Bipolaris oryzae ATCC 44560 is the source of this 342-nucleotide messenger RNA. RefSeq lists its product as uncharacterized. Gene Ontology annotation, cellular component: transcription factor TFIIA complex. The transcript is spliced from 3 exons. Gene Ontology annotation, biological process: RNA polymerase II preinitiation complex assembly; transcription initiation at RNA polymerase II promoter. Bases 1 to 342 code for a protein of 113 amino acids. The record is from RefSeq and is a predicted model, not a curated record. NCBI's taxonomy places the organism in Eukaryota, Fungi, Ascomycota, Dothideomycetes, Pleosporales, Pleosporaceae. Gene Ontology annotation, molecular function: RNA polymerase II general transcription initiation factor activity; TBP-class protein binding.
AUGGCCACCGACAAUACAAAGUACUAUGAGCUCUACCGCCGAAGCAGCCUGGGCGGCUCUCUCACAGACACGCUGGAUCACCUCAUUACUGAACGCCGAAUAGAGCCCCAGCUUGCCAUGAAGAUUCUCGCCAACUUUGACCGGGCUGUGGCCGAUGUGCUUUCUGAGAAGGUCAAGGCACGGUUGACAUUCAAGGGACAUCUUGACACAUACCGCUUCUGCGACGACGUCUGGACCUUCAUUAUCAAGGACAUCAACUUUAAGCUCGAUAAUACCCACCAGAUCCACGCCGACCGCGUAAAGAUCGUCAGUUGCAAUGCGAAACGUCCUGGUGAAGCAUAA